Molecule: messenger RNA, 693 nt
Organism: Arthroderma uncinatum
Lineage: Eukaryota; Fungi; Ascomycota; Eurotiomycetes; Onygenales; Arthrodermataceae
Exons: 2
Coding region: 1-693 (230 amino acids)
Source: RefSeq, a predicted model, not a curated record
AUGGCUCCAUUCACGGUUCCAAAAGAGGGCUUCAGUGUCGGCACCUAUGGGCUCCAAGCAAUACCUCCGGAAAUUUACAGCCCUGAAUGCAGUACUAUCGCCAUUGAAUUUUUGAAAUUCGACUCUUCUAGCUUAACUCAGCAAGAAACCGCCAAGCUAAAGAACCACGCUGCAUUUAAAAUCGAUUUUGUAACUCCAUCCCAUGGUUAUGACGGUGCUCGUGUUUCUACCAAGAUUGACUAUGAGAUUGCCAGCAUUCAUUCGGCAGGAGGCGGAUCUAGCAAGCUCGGUGAUCUGCGUGUCAAGCCAGUCGCAUACGCUGACCCUUCUAACCGCUCAGCAUGCACCAUGAAUAUCCCUCUUCUCCAACGCAUUACACUCGGCCAACUGGUAAGGAUUCUUACGGACAACAACUUACAUCGUUUCUACUUCCGUAAUAUAAACGAAAAGUACUAUGGCAGCCGUGACUUUAUCACCCAAGCUGUCGUUCGGUUGGAAUGUUAUAAAUGUAUUCGACCGGAAGUCACCUCGCAUACCCCGUUCCAGGUAACCCUUCCGACGCGAAAUGUGUACCGUCUUUUGGGCCUCCGUUUCCCGGUCCUAGGAGGGAACCCAGUCCCCUGUAGCAUUGAUAAGGGCUUUUUUGAGGGAUAUACCCGAGUUGUUACUGGGGAUAUGCCAUACAAAGCCUAA